AUGGCUGACGAAGAGCUUUGCAACGAUACAGAAGUUCUUGAUGAAGAACCACGUAACCUUUUGCAGGGACUCAUCUCGCAAUUGCGCAAGGGAAUGGACUUGCAUCGAGUUACCUUGCCAACAUUUGUAUUAGAACCACGGAGUAUGUUAGAAAGGAUCACCGAUUUUAUGAGCCAUCCUGAUUUGAUUUUAAGCUUGGUGAAAUUUCAAGUUGCGCACCCAAUGUUAAAAUAUCAAAAUAUUGUCUAUAGUGUCUCAAAGGAAGAAGACCCUGUUAAACGGUUUGUUAAUGUGAUGAGGUAUUACUUAUCUGGAUGGCAUAUAAAACCAAAGGGUGUAAAAAAACCCUAUAACCCCGUAUUAGGCGAACACUUUCGUGCACGAUGGCAAUUUCCUGAUAAUACAGAAGCUUUAUUUGUAUCUGAACAAGUUUCUCAUCAUCCUCCAAUUUCAGCUUAUUAUUAUGCAAGCCCCGAAAAUAACUUAAUUAUCGCUGGAGAUAUACGACCAAAAUCCAAAUUCCUCGGGAAUAGUGCGGCAACUUUGAUGCAGGGUGAAUCCAAAAUCUUCUUCACUAAUCGUCCCGGUGAAGUUUAUCGGAUUGCAAUGCCAAAUGUUUAUGCACGGGGUAUUCUUUUUGGGAGGAUGGUAUUAGAAUUAGGUGAUAAUUCUACGGUUAAAUGUGAAAAGAAUGAUUUGAUAAAACGUGAAUCAACAGGAGAGUCUCUAUAUGAAAUUACCGGAAAGUGGUCAGACAUUAUGUAUAUUAAGGAUCUUCGGACGGGACUUAAAGAAGUUUUAUUUAAUGUUCACGAAUCUAAGAUAUAUCCAAAGAUUGUGUCCCCAGAGGAAGAACAAGAAGAAAAUGAAUCCCGACGUUUAUGGUCAAAAGUUACAAAUGCUUUAAUAGGGAGGAAUCUGGAUCUCGCUACGGAAGAAAAAACGCUGAUCGAAGAUAAUCAACGUAAUGAAGCCAAGCUUCGAGAAGCCGAAGGAAUUGAUUGGAGACCCAGAUAUUUUUUAAGUGACAAUGAUGAAUUUAAAUUCAAACAAACUACACAUAUUUCAAAAGACCCCCAGACUGCAAAGCAUCAACUCGAAUCUUUUAUUUUCUCUUCGAAUUCACCACCCGGUUUUCAUUCACCGAAUGGACCUUAUCAUCAUCAUGACGAUUAA
Molecule: messenger RNA, 1176 nt
Organism: Funneliformis caledonium
Lineage: Eukaryota; Fungi; Glomeromycota; Glomeromycetes; Glomerales; Glomeraceae
Source: the annotation of a GenBank genome assembly